Molecule: messenger RNA, 1026 nt
Organism: Rodentolepis nana
Lineage: Eukaryota; Metazoa; Platyhelminthes; Cestoda; Cyclophyllidea; Hymenolepididae
Source: the annotation of a GenBank genome assembly
AUGAAUUUGGCCAAACGACAGCAGUGUGCCUGUUUGAUUCAGGAGAUUGGAUCUAGAAUGUCUACAACUCAAGUUGUAAUUAACUCUGCGCUUUGCUAUAUGCAGUAUUUUUAUGAAAGGUUCUCGCCAGAUACAGUGAAACCUAUAUUCACUGCUAUUACAACUUUAUAUAUCGCUAGUAAAACCGAGGAUUAUUCAAGAAAGCUUUCCUUCAUAAUUGGAGCUGCUUAUAACGUGCUGAAAAAGCAACCUCCUGAUCAAACAUCAUCAGUCUUUCACCGUAUUGUUCGAACAAUUCACUCAUUGGAAGGAAUUUUGCUAAUGGUCAUUGGUUUUCGAAAAAUGGAUAUCAAGCAUCCACACAUUAUCCUGAUUGAAAUGUUGCGCAAAAGUGACAUUCCAAAAGAAGUAGCAACAUGUAGUUAUUUUGUCUGCUCCAAUGUUCUCCACUUUACUACACUCUUCUUGCAUCAUUCGCCGGAAGCGAUCGCUGCUGUCAGUCUUUAUGUCUCUGCGAAGUGGCUAAACUUUGACAUAAAAGCAAAGAAUGAAUCUUGGUUCCAUAUAUUCUCCAAAGAUCUUAGAGUCGAAGAAAUUCGGAAGAUGUCUGACGAGUUCAUUUCUACCUUCAAUAGCGUUGAUGCCAAAAUUAAGGACCAAGUGCGAGAAACCUUUAAGAAUACCCUUACUCGUCAGCGUCAACAUGAAGAGCAAAUGCGCGGUCUUAAACGUCCGUGUGAUUCUCAUGUGCCAGUAAGCCUACAGGGCAUUAAUUCUCAGAUAAGUAUGCGCGGCGACAUACAACGCCCUCGUGCUAAAAUUCCACGCCUCAUCCAAUCUCCAAAUUCUCAGCCUCCUGCCCCUUCUCAAAUGCCAAAUCAACACUCUCUUGCCGGAGUUCCCGAUUCUGAUUCCACUAAUUCUUUCAAGCGCGACGGUUGUCGCCAAGCUGAUACUUCCAGCGGUUCGAAUUCGCGCACAUCUAGUAGCUUGAAGACCAAGAUGGAUUUGAUGAACUACUUCUGA